This is a messenger RNA of Cantharellus anzutake, 590 nucleotides long. RefSeq lists its product as uncharacterized. The transcript has a single exon. The record is from RefSeq and is a predicted model, not a curated record. Lineage: Eukaryota; Fungi; Basidiomycota; Agaricomycetes; Cantharellales; Hydnaceae. Bases 62 to 448 code for a protein of 128 amino acids.
CCAGAUUCCUUUGACUCCAUCACCAAGAGUGACUACCUCCAGACCUCUCACUGCUUCCCCUAUGAGCAAUGCCGGCUCAGAAGCAGAUUCGCGGGCUUCUUCUCGCAAAUUGGUGCAACGGAUGACAUAUCCUCCACCUGCGGAAACGGCACUUCAAAACACAACUGCAAGAAACCGAUUGGUGUCCACAGCCACUGAGGCGCCCAAUGGGAGGCAACGAGCGGCGGCAACAAUCUCAACGCCCAUUGCGAUGCCUUCGAAACGAGCACCUACUCUCUCCCUGAAGCCCACCGCGGGUUCUCAACCAUUGAAUCCUCGACCGCUUGGACCACGCGACCGUGUAUCCUCCCAGAGCCAGAAUCCCCGGUCCCGUUUCCAAACGCUACUAAUCGGCCCGAAGUCACCCACGCAACCUUUGACUCCACGGAGUUUGACCGCCAGGAGAUGAAAGCUGUUUUCCGAAUUGGGCGUGGGCUGCCAAUUGGGGUUCAUAUAGGUGUCCUCUAUUUUUUUUCUGAACUGGAAGCAAGGCGCAUGUAAUCGGAAAUCCAAAGAACACAUGCUGUGUAAUACACGACUUCAUGAUGCCC